AUGUCUAGGCCUGACCUUCCCAAGACUGUUUGGGAAGAGGAGGCCCCUACCAUCAUUUGCACGCCCACUGAAAGUGCUGGGAGGAGCACCGCCAGACCAGUUGCUGAUUAUGAGAUUGAGGAUGUCACUGUAGAAGUACACCAAGAUGAGGAACUAAACAUUUCCAGGAAAGUUGUCAGGAGUCAGUCUCCAAUGGUGGACCCCAUUCCUGUGCCCUGGAAUACUACUCAGCUGUCUUUCCACAAUGAAAGAAUCGAUCAGAUAACCCGGACAGUUCUCGUCAUCUUGACCAUCUUGAUGACCAUCUUCCUCUACUUCAGGCCUGGCCAACCUGUGGCUCUCCAGCUGUUCUGGAGAGCCACAGGUUGGCCAGGCCUGCUCUACUUCAUCACCGUUCUCCUGAACGUCUUCUUUAGCUCCCCUCAAAUGCGGGAAAAUGCCCGGUAUGUCCUCUUCGCUCAUAUGCUCAUCAAUGAUGCCUUCUACCUUGCCAUGGGGAUGUUUAUUUUACUUUCUGCCAUAUACUAUGUAUAUCUCCCACUGCCCAUUUGUUGCAUCAUGCUCAGCCUGGCGGCAUCUUCAUUUCGGGUGACUCCAUAUAACCUUGCCGUCAUGUCUUUGGAACGUUACAUAGCGAUAUGCUUCCCCCUGAGACACUUAGAGUUUUGUACAGCAGGGCGAGCUAAAUCAGCUGUGUUCAUAGUGUGGGUUGUUGGAUUUGCCCCAAGUAUUGCGGAUAUAUGCGUCAUCGCCUACUAUGGUGAUAAAACAGUAUUUUCUUUCCAUGUGUUGUGUAACCUUUCUAUGCUCAAGAUUAGUCCAAUACAGAAUAUAAUUAGGUCUUUCAUCCAUAUUUUCAGUUUCACCAUGGUGGCAAUAAUAAUUCUACUUACAUACAUUAAAGUGAUGCUGGUAGCCAGAAAGUUUGGUCCAGGUGGGUCUUCUGCAUUUAGAGCUGGUAAAACAGUGUUGCUUCAUGCAGUCCAGCUCAUGUUAUGCAUGGUAUCAUUCAUCUCCUCUCUAGCAGAGACUUACAUCUCCAAUUACAUAAAGUAUACGCUGCUAUCCAACUUCAUCAUCUUCACCUGCUUGCCCAGGUUCCUCAGCCCAGUCAUUUAUGGGAUAAGGGAUGAAGCAUUUAGCAAAUAUAUCAGAAGAUUGUACUAA
Molecule: messenger RNA, 1167 nt
Organism: Pseudophryne corroboree (corroboree frog)
Lineage: Eukaryota; Metazoa; Chordata; Amphibia; Anura; Myobatrachidae
Product: odorant receptor 131-2-like
Exons: 3
Coding region: 1-1167 (388 amino acids)
Biological process (GO): G protein-coupled receptor signaling pathway; detection of chemical stimulus involved in sensory perception of smell
Cellular component (GO): membrane
Molecular function (GO): odorant binding; olfactory receptor activity; G protein-coupled receptor activity
Source: RefSeq, a predicted model, not a curated record